Messenger RNA from Cyanidioschyzon merolae strain 10D, 1362 nucleotides. RefSeq names its product aurora kinase. Gene Ontology annotation, molecular function: protein kinase activity; ATP binding. Bases 1 to 1362 code for a protein of 453 amino acids. Gene Ontology annotation, biological process: mitotic spindle organization; protein phosphorylation; regulation of cytokinesis. The record is from RefSeq and is a predicted model, not a curated record. Lineage: Eukaryota; Rhodophyta; Bangiophyceae; Cyanidiales; Cyanidiaceae. Gene Ontology annotation, cellular component: spindle midzone; spindle microtubule; spindle pole centrosome. The transcript has a single exon.
AUGCAGGCGACACCAGGCCUUGCGGUGCAAGCUGGUACGACGCCUGAGGUACGCAAAUGGAAAGCUGACAACUCGCGGCAGCUUUACUCAGACGCAAAGGCAUCACCCGAGAAACUGCUUGAAAGAGCGUGGCUGCGGCUUGGCCGGCGCGAUGCAGACGCCUUGCGAGAAACGUCAACGCGAGCUACUGCCAAUGCAUCAGCGUCAGCGGCAGAGUUGGCUACCAGGGCACCGUUAUCGCCAGUGCUGUCUCGGGUAGAUAGCAAGGACGCCAAGCUCCACUAUACGCUGCAGCGCAGCACGUCCAAGGCUGUCAUCUAUGCUUCCGAGGAUCCUCAUCGGAACAGCAAGAACAAGGCUAUCUCCAAGAGACAACUCGUCACUGAAUGGACUCCCGACAAACGCAUAGCCAUGCAGGUGCCGGAUGAACGCCCGCGGGGCACUGUAACGGCAGCAACUGGCCCGGUGUCGACGGCGGUCCUGCGAACGCCAACCGCCUCUACCCCGGAACGACGACCCUGGACGCUGGGCGACUUUGAGAUCGGAAGGCCACUGGGGCGCGGCAAAUUCGGUAAUGUUUACCUUGCACGGGAAAAAAGGACGCGCUACAUUGUGGCACUCAAGGUCCUGUUCAAGGCUCAGUUGCAGAAAGCCGGUGUCGAGCACCAACUGCGUCGCGAGAUUGAGAUCCAGUCGCAUCUACGGCAUCCGAAUAUUCUUCGCCUUUUCGGGUAUUUCCACGACGAUACGCGCGUCUUCCUAAUCCUGGAAUACGCCGGGCGAGGUGAGCUGUACCGCGAACUCCAGAGAUGUGGCCGUUUCAGCGAGCGCCGCACGGCGACCUAUAUCGCGCAACUCGCACACGCACUGGAGUACUGUCACCGCAAGCACGUUAUCCACCGAGAUAUCAAACCGGAAAACUUGCUCCUAGGCAUCUUCGGAGAGUUGAAGAUUGCCGAUUUUGGUUGGAGCGUGCACGCACCGCAGUCUCGUCGGAAUACACUGUGCGGCACCCUAGAUUAUUUACCGCCGGAAAUGGUUGAGGGCGCGCCACAUGAUGCGCGCGUCGAUAUCUGGAGUUUGGGCGUGCUCACCUACGAGUUCCUGGUGGGAAAUCCGCCUUUCGAAGCGCAGAGUCACGAAGAGACGUACCGACGCAUUGCACGAGUGGAUCUGCGCUUCCCGCCGAGCGUCUCUGCGGGGGCGCGAGACCUCAUCCGGAAGCUGCUGGUGCGCGACCCGGCCGAGCGUCUGCCACUCGAUGCUCUGCUGAAGCACCCGUGGAUUCAGGCCAAUGCUGAGUUCGUGCCACGAAUCGGUGAGUUGUCUUUACCGCCGCGAAUGCACGCUGCGGAACAAUAG